Molecule: messenger RNA, 2700 nt
Organism: Megalops cyprinoides (Indo-Pacific tarpon)
Lineage: Eukaryota; Metazoa; Chordata; Actinopteri; Elopiformes; Megalopidae
Product: Hermansky-Pudlak syndrome 6 protein
Exons: 1
Coding region: 1-2586 (861 amino acids)
Biological process (GO): organelle organization; lysosome localization; melanocyte differentiation
Cellular component (GO): BLOC-2 complex; lysosomal membrane
Source: RefSeq, a predicted model, not a curated record
AUGAAGCGACUUGCUCUGGAGCACGUGACAGAUUUUGGCGAUUUUACCCAAGGUAGAGAUUUAAGUGAGUUUUUAAAACAGAACCAUUCAAAUGUUCAUCGGAAGAACUGUCUGUCUGACAUUCGGAUUAGUCCGGACGGGCAGCACAUUCAUGCCAUUCUUCGUACACCAAAGACGGGUCUGAUGACUUUUGAUAAAUAUCAGAGGUUUCAGUUGAUACAAAGCCAAAAACCGCUGGAAUUGGGCUUGACCAGGACUGCACCCGUUUCGGAUGUUGUUUACUUGGACUGCAGCAGCAGGGACGGCGGUGGUUCCGCCGUGCUGACGGUGGUAUUCGAAAACGGCAAAGCCGAAUUCUGGAAAUACUGGGAGCGCCGAGGCGGCUGGCAUUUCCUGCAGGCAUCGGAUCUGUGCAACAGUCCGACAGCGAAAGUUGUUUCUGUUUGUGCGAGCGCCGGUUUCAUUGUCUGGUGCGAGGAGAGACCCCCGUCGGAAAGCUCCUCAGUCGUUAAUGCAACUCGUAACAGCCUCAGGUACUGUAUAUGCAAGCGUGCCUAUGAGGUCGAGGAGGGAGGUGUCUGUUUGGGAGGAGUGAAGAUCACUUUGCACAACAAUCCCUGUUACAGGGUCAUUGCCUCAGGGGACAGUGUUUACCUGGUGCCAGAUGUAAAGGAUAAUUCCCUCAACACCAUCUCUAAAGUCUUCCUCAGCUGGUCACCAGAGCAUGGAACAGUUACGGUCAACAGUGCCUGCAGGGGGGCCAUCCUGAGGAAACCCUCCCUAAUGUGCAAGGAGUCCGACUUCAAAAAGCUGAUGGUGGACUGCAUUGGCAUGCUGUCGGUCAUCAGCCCCCCAGAGAUUUGGGCCUUCGCCCCCUCAGGGUGCGGCGGGCUCCUGCUCUUCCUCAGCUCCGGCUGGGUGGCCCUGCUGCAGAAGGACGGCGUCCUGCGGCAGGUCUACAAGCUGGCGGAUGACUGCUCAGCCAUCGGGGGCAGCGUGGCACACACCAGCAUGGCUGUUUACGGUGACGUGCUGGCCCUCGCCGCAGAGAGGACCCUGUAUCUAGUUGAUGUCCGCUGUGGCCUGGAGCUCCAGAGGAUCCCGCUUAAGAGGGAGGGGGUCCUCUUUGUGAACCAUGGCGACAGGGGCGUCCCGUAUCUGCUGUCGGAGGCUGGGCUGUUUGUGGUCAGAGAGGGCGACGGGCCCGUCUCCAGGUCUAGGCCGUCUGGACAGCCCGAGCGCCUCCAGCCUGGCGCCCUGCUGAUGGAGGCCAUCUUUGAAGAGGCCUGCAAGUACUACCAGCAGAGAAGCCUGAGCGGCAACCAGCUGACGGUGGAGAAGCUGAAGAGCGGAGGCAUGUUCCAGGCCCCCAUUGCGCUGUCGUCCAUCCUGGGGGACUACCUGAGCGGCCGCAGGGUAGGCGAGCAGGGCCAGGAGGCCGGGGGCCACGCCAAGCUGUUGAGCUCGCUGGACACCGAGCUGAAGAGCUUGGUGGCCCUGGAGGAGCUGAAGGCCUCCGUAGUGGGGGCCUCAGAGAAGGACCUGGAGGGGCACUGCGAGAGCCUGGUGCACAAGGAGGUAGGUCGGCUGCUGGGCUCGGAGGUGGACCGGGAGAGCGUCCUCUACCUGAACACCAUCUUCACCGCGUUCCCCUCCCAAGCGUGGCGGGCGCUUCAGGCAGUGCUGCAGCUCGGGGCCAAUGGUGACGGCUCCCUCUACUCCAGGACCCCCCCAGAGGUGUGGAAGGUGGUGCUGAGCCCUGUCCCAGCCCCUGCCCAGUGCCCCGGGGCGGGCAGGCAGCGGGACCACACCUCUGCCCCUGCCAACAUGGCAGUGCCUGUCUUUGAGCUGGUCUGUCGCUUGGUGUUCCGCUUCCAGCCCAGCUGGCUGCCCAGGUUUGUGGAGCUGGCCCAGCAGCAGCAGCAGGCAGGCGCCUCCUCACCCUGGGGCUACGGGGCGAAGGAGAGCCCAGAGAGCGCGCCCCUGUACAAGCGGGCGCUCUCGGCCCUCCCGGAGGGUAGCGAGUUCCGGGACUUGGAGGUGGAGCUGCUGCUGGGCAGCCAGAGACCCAAUGCCAUCAUGCAGGCCCUGCGCAUCCUGAUUGACCUGCAGCAGUGGGGGCGGGUCACCCAGGUGGCGGAGAGGUUCUGCCGGCAGAGCCCCCUGCUCAACAAGGAGAUCUUCACUGCCCUGCUCUGCGAGGUCUCCCAGCACCGUGACCUGGACUCGUACCUGGACCUGCUGUGGACCCUGUGCCCUGACGACCUGACAGUGACCAGCAUCCUGAACAUUGUGCUGAAAAGCCUCCCCUCGCCCACGCCAGAUGCCAGCCCCUUCCAGGCCCGUGGCGGGCAGCUCACCAUAGGCCUUCUGAAGCCCCUCCUGAGCAGGGUGCUCCAGCGGGAGACCAAGCCUAGCCAGAGGUACGCGGACAUCCUGCAAUCCCCCUCCUUCCCGCCCCCGACCCCUCCGCGGCAGGCCAGGGGCAUCCCCAGGGCCAUGACCGAUCCGGCCGUGGCUCACAUGGACUGCAAGCAGAGGACUGGCUCUGGGACCAGGGUGACGUCACCAUCCCAUCUCCUGUGAGCCCCCCCCUCCCCGCAGUGUGGGGGAGAUAAACAUCAUUCUCAGUGCUGGCAGGGAGUUCCUCUCCCGGCCUUUAAAUCUUGGAGGGCUGGGAAUGGUUAAGCCUUGCACAGA